GAAAAACAUGAAAUGGCCAAUGAAUCUACUCUGAUAGAAUUCCUUCUGAUGGGAUUUUCUGAUAACUAUGAUGUACAAAUUAUGUAUUUUGUGAUGUUUCUCUUCAUGUACUUAAUAGCCAUAAUGGGGAAUGUCCUCCUAGUUAUUACUGUGGCCCUGAACUGCUCCCUUCAUACUCCAAUGUACUUCUUUCUAGUUAACCUGUCAUUUUCAGACAUUUGCUUCAUCUCAACCACCAUUCCGAAAUCCAUGCUCACUUUCUUGACAGAUAACAGAGUGAUCACCUUUACUGGAUGUGCCACCCAAGUCUUCUCGAUUUUCACCUUUGCAGGUUCUGAAAUUGCUUUGCUUACUAUCAUGGCUUAUGAUCGUUAUGUGGCCAUUUGCCAUCCUCUGCAAUAUAACCUUAUCCUGAACUGGGAUGCUUGUAUGCAAAUAGCAGCUUCAUCCUGGAUCACCUGUAUGAUUCAUGCUUUGCUAGAAACUGCAAUUGUAUUUCAGUGGGAAUACUGCAGGUCACGUAGGAUUGAACAAUUGUUCUGUGAUAUCCCUCAGUUACAGAAGAUUUCUUGCUCUGAUACAAGACCUAGUCAAACGCUGAUUUUUGUGACAGCAAUCAUUGUUAGUUUAGUGUGUUGUGGUAUUAUUUUUGUUUCUUAUGGUUACAUCUUCUCAGCUGUGCUAAAGAUUCAGUCAAUACAAGGCAGACACAAAGCCUUUUCUACCUGCACUCCCCAUCUGAUUGUCUUCUUUUUGUUUCUCAGCACUGCUUUAUUUUCUUACAUGACACCAAAAAACCAUUCAUCUCAUAGUGUAGAAUUGCUUUCUGCUGUUUUUUACACAGUUUUGCCACCAUUACUUAAUCCUAUCAUUUAUAGCUUCAGGAAUAAGAACAUGAAAAAAGCCAUGUUAAAAACAGCAAUGAAAUUAUUUUCACUUUUAAAAAAAUAG
Messenger RNA from Thamnophis elegans (Western terrestrial garter snake), 951 nucleotides. RefSeq names its product olfactory receptor 14A16-like. Gene Ontology annotation, biological process: G protein-coupled receptor signaling pathway. NCBI's taxonomy places the organism in Eukaryota, Metazoa, Chordata, Lepidosauria, Squamata, Natricidae. Gene Ontology annotation, cellular component: membrane. The record is from RefSeq and is a predicted model, not a curated record. The transcript has a single exon. Gene Ontology annotation, molecular function: G protein-coupled receptor activity; olfactory receptor activity. Bases 13 to 951 code for a protein of 312 amino acids.